This is a messenger RNA of Dacryopinax primogenitus, 1524 nucleotides long. RefSeq lists its product as uncharacterized. The record is from RefSeq and is a predicted model, not a curated record. Lineage: Eukaryota; Fungi; Basidiomycota; Dacrymycetes; Dacrymycetales; Dacrymycetaceae. The coding region runs from base 1 to 1524 and encodes 507 amino acids. The transcript is spliced from 4 exons.
AUGCCCCAGAAUAUUCAAGCCAUGCAAAAUAUGCAGAACAUGCAGGGUCGACAGCCCGCUAUGGGUGGGAUGAACCCUGGCAUGAUGCAGAACAUGCAGAACAUGCAGAACAUGCAGAUGCAGGGGAUGCAGAAUAUGCAAGGUAUGCAGGGGAUGCCGAUGCAAGGGAUGGGGAUGGGGAACCCGAUGACGCCUGUGAGGGGUCCGCAGCAGCAAGGAGCAGCAAUGCAGCCCGAUCCACAAAACCACUACCUACGCGCGAACCAGACACUCCCUCUUGCCCAGCCGCUGACAUACGAACUCGCUGUCCAGUACCUGCUCAAAUCCGUGUCGAUCGCCCAGCAAACGCCUUUCUACUGGAUCCCGAUCGACAAGCCCUCGGACAACGACCUCUACCUAGUGUACCAUACGAAUAACGUGCAUUGGGCCAACGACGGCGUACGAUUUCUGGAGAAUGAGAGCAGUUUCCGCGCCCAGAUCGCCGGGCAUGAACUGGAGGUUAAAGAGACGAAGUAUGGGUUCAUCCCGGGUGCGGAGACGCAGGCGAACCGCGUACGCCGGAAGUUUAGGUUGCUGAAGGGUGGGAGCCCGCAUCUCUGGUUGAUCCACUACACUCGUGGGCAGGCACAGCCCGUCCCUCCGAUCUUCCAGUCCACACCGUCACGCAAGUACCCGAUCCCCCCCGCCCCGUCCGGGCCUGUUCUGGUAUUCAGUCAACCUCCACGACCGGGCCAGCCGCUCCCUCCGGGUGGUGCAACCCAGGUUCCUGGCCGCUCACCUCAGAAGGACAUGCAGCGGGCGAUGAUGCUCGCCCAACAGCAACAGCAGCAGCAUCAACAACAACAACAACAGCAGCAGCAGCAGCAGCAUGUACAGCAGCAACAGCAACAGCAGCGGGCGCAGCAUCCGCAUGGUGCCCAGCAUGUGAAGGUCGAGGAUGACUCGGAUGACGAGCCUGAGUUCCUGACCAAACGGGAUUUAGCGAAAGCGAGAUAUAUGCGUAAUCAUGAGUUUAUGCAGGACGUUUUUGCCUUCCCUGGAAAACUACCCGACCCCGCCGCCGACCCCUGGUCAACUACCACCCCUCUCUCGCUGGAACAAAAACUCGAAAAGCUCAAAGCUGAGAUCGUUUCUGCCUCUGCGACGAACGCCACGCGAGUGCAGGCGCUUAAGGCGGCAAGGAGAGACCCGGAGAUGGAGGUAGAGGCGGAAAUGGAGAUGGAGCGGGAGGGUGUGAGGGGUGAGGGCGAGGAGGCGGACGUAUUGCCCGAGGUGGUGGUUGAGCCUGUGAAGGAAACGCAGGUGCAGGAAGUGGCGACAGAUAUGGAGGUUGUGCCGGAGGUAGGAGAGGAGAAGGCCGAGAUCGCGGCAGCUGUGAACGAAGAGAAGGUGGUCCAGGAGGAAGAGUUGGAAGAUGUUGAAAUUGAGGAUGCGGAAGGAGAGGAUGAGACGGAGGAUGCUGCAGUGGAGGCACAGGGUCAAGAGAAUGAACAGGAGAAGACAGAAGAAGCAACAGGAAUAUGA